Molecule: messenger RNA, 8077 nt
Organism: Nyctereutes procyonoides (raccoon dog)
Lineage: Eukaryota; Metazoa; Chordata; Mammalia; Carnivora; Canidae
Gene: ITGAL
Product: integrin subunit alpha L
Exons: 31
Coding region: 75-3656 (1193 amino acids)
Biological process (GO): integrin-mediated signaling pathway; cell adhesion mediated by integrin; cell-cell adhesion
Cellular component (GO): external side of plasma membrane; integrin complex
Molecular function (GO): integrin binding
Source: RefSeq, a predicted model, not a curated record
GUCUGUCUGGUUGCCAAAUCCCCAGGGUUCUCUGAGACCGGAGUCUUGAUUAGACAUCUCCAGCCGCUGGAAAGAUGAACUCCUACAUCAUCAUAACGAGGCUGCUGCUGUCCGGGCCUUCCCUCUUCGCCCUGGCCUCAGGCUACAACUUGGAAGUGCAGCACGUGCAGAACUUCUCCUUCCCACACGCCGGGAGGCAUUUUGGGUACAGAGUCCUGCAGGUUGGAGACCGGGUUGUCGUGGGAGCUCCAGGUGAGGGGAACAGCACAGGAAACCUCUAUCAAUGCCAGCCAGGCACUGGCCACUGCCUACCAGUCAGCCUGAGUGGUUCCAACUAUACUUCCAAGUACUUGGGGAUGACCUUGGCGACAGACUUCAUAAGUGGAAAGCUUUUGGCCUGUGACCCUGGGCUGUCUCGGACAUGUGAUCAGAAUGUCUACCUAAGUGGCCUGUGUUACCUUUUCCACCAGAAUCUGAGAGGUGUUGUGCUGCAAGGGCGCCCUGGUUAUCAGGAAUGUAUAAAGGGCAACGUGGACUUGGUAUUUCUGUUUGAUGGUUCAAUGAGCUUGCAGCAAGAUGAAUUUCAGAAAAUUCUGGACUUCAUGAAGGAUGUGAUGAAGAAACUCAGCAACUCUUCCUACCAGUUUGCUGCUGUUCAGUUUUCCACAGACUGCAAAACAGAAUUUAAUUUCUUGGAUUAUGUGAAGGUGAAGAACCCUGAUGUUCUGCUGGGCAAAGUAGUACACAUGCGCCUGUUGACCAACACCUUUGGUGCCAUCAACUAUGUCGCGAGAGAGGUAUUCCGGCAAGACCUGGGGGCCCGUCCAGAUGCCACCAAAGUGCUUAUCAUCAUCACUGAUGGGGAAGCCACUGAUCGUGCCAACAUUGAUUCAGCCAAAGACAUCAUCCGCUACAUCAUUGGGAUUGGAAAGCAUUUUGCGACCAAGAGAAGUCAGGAAACACUUCACCAAUUUGCCUCAAAACCUGCGGAGGAGUUUGUAAAGAUUCUGGACACAUUUGAGAAGCUUAAAGAUCUGUUCACAGAGCUGCAAAAGAAGAUUUAUGUCAUUGAGGGCACAAGCAAACAGGACCUGACCUCCUUCAACAUGGAGCUGUCCUCCAGUGGGCUCAGCGCUGACAUCAGCCAGGACCGUUGCAUUGUAGGGGCAGUCGGAGCCAAGGACUGGGCUGGGGGCUUUCUAGACCUCAAGGCAGACCUGCAAGAUGACACAUUUGUUGGGAAUGAACCACUAACACCAGAAGCGAGAGCAGGAUAUUUGGGUUACACAGUGACCUGGCUAUACUCCCGAAGGCUCACUUCGCUGCUGGCAGCUGGAGCCCCCCGAUACCAGCAUGUGGGGCGGGUGGUGCUGUUCCAGGAGUCAAAGGACAAAGAACACUGGAGCCAGAUCCAGAAAAUAGAUGGGAACCAGAUUGGCUCUUAUUUUGGUGGCGAGCUGUGUGGUGUUGACAUAGACCAAGAUGGGGAGACGGAGUUGCUGCUGAUCGGAGCUCCCUUGUUCUAUGGGGAGCAGAGAGGAGGCCGGGUGUUUAUCUACCAGAGGAAACAGCUGGGGUUCGAAGCUGUCUCGGAACUGCAGGGGGAACCCGGCUAUCCGCUUGGGCGGUUUGGAGCAGCCAUCACUGCCCUGACUGACAUCAACGGGGAUGGGCUGGUGGACGUGGCGGUGGGGGCCCCUCUGGAGGAGAAUGGGGCUGUGUACAUCUUCAACGGGCAGCAUGGUGGGCUGAGCCCCCAGCCGAGUCAGCGGAUAGAGGGGAUCCAAGUGUUCUCAGGAAUUCAAUGGUUCGGACGCUCCAUCCAUGGGGUAAAAGACCUUGGAGGAGAUGGCCUGACAGACGUGGCCGUGGGAGCCGAGGGGCAGGUGAUCGUACUCAGCUCCCGGCCUGUGGUGGAUAUCCUCACUCAUAUAUCCUUCUUCCCGGCGGAGAUCCCAGUGCAUGAAGUGGAAUGCUCCCAUUCAACCAGUAACAAGAAGAAAGAAGGAGUUAAUGUCACAGUCUGUUUCCAGGUCAAGCCUCUCACCCUCCAAUUUCGAGGUCACCUGGUUGCCAAUCUCAUUUACACUCUGCAGCUGGAUGGCCAUCGGACCAGAAGCCGGGGGCUGUUCCCAGGAGGGAGACAGGAACUCAGCGGGAACAUAGCGGUCACCAGAGACUGGUCCUGUAUCAAGCUCUGGUUUCACUUCCCGGUGUGCAUUCAAGACCUCAUCUCUCCCAUCAACGUCUCUCUAAAUUUCUCUCUCUGGGAGGAAGAAGAGACACCGAGGGACCAACGUCCCCCUGAGCCCUCCUUUAAGAGUUCUGCUGCUUCAGCUAAUCUGUCUUGCCUCCCGGCCCUCCCACCACUCUGUGCUCAGCUGGACAGGGACAUCCGGCCCAUCCUGAGACCCUUACCACACGUAGCGAACACGGAGAUCCCUUUUGAGAAGAACUGCGGGGAGGACAAGAAGUGUGAGGCAGACCUAGGGCUCUCGUUCUCCCCAGCAGGAUCCAGAGUCCUGCGCCUGAUCCCCUCUACCAGCCUCUCCGUGGAGCUGAUACUGAGUAACUUGAGAGAAGACGCUUACUCGGUCCACCUCAAUCUGAGCUUCCCCCAGGGACUCUCCUUCCGCAAAGUAGAGAUGCUCAAGCCCCACAGCCAGAUACCUGUGAGCUGCGAGGAGCUUCCUGAGGUAGCCAAGCUUAUGAACAGGAUCAUCUCUUGCAACGUGAGCUCUCCUAUCUUUAGAGCAGGCAGUGUGGUUGCUAUCCAGGUGAUGUUUCAUAUGCUGCUGAACAGCUCCUGGGGGGACUCUGUUGAGCUGCACGCCAAUGUGAUCUGUCACAAUGAGGACUCCGGCCUCUUGGAGAACAACUUGGCUACCACCACCAUCCCAGUCCUGUACCCCAUCAACAUUCUCACUGAGGACAAGGAGAACUCCACACUGUAUGUUGGCUUCACCCCCAAAGGUCCCAAGAUGCACUUUGUUGAACACUUCUACCAGGUGAGGAUUCAGCCUUCUAUCUAUGACCACAAAGUGCCUGCCCUGGAGGCCUUGAUUGGGGUACCAGUAUCUCACAGUGAGGGGCCCAUCAUGCACAAAUGGAAUGUGGAGAUGGAGCCUCCUGUGACCUGUUAUCGUGAGGAUCUGGACAGGCUGCCCAGUGUGGCUGAGCCUUGUUUGCCCGGGGCCAGAUUCCACUGCCCAUUUGUCUACAAGGAGGAGAUCUUCGUCAAAGUGAUCGGGACUAUUGAGCUGGUGGAGAAGAUUGAGGCCUCCUCCAUGGUCAGCCUCUGCAGCUCUCUCUCCGUCUCCUUCAACAGCAUCAAGCAUUUCCACCUCUAUGGCAGCAAUGCCUCCAUGGCCCAGGUCGUCAUGAAGGUUGACAUCAUAUAUGAAAAGGAAAUGCUCCAUGUCUAUGCACUGAGCAGCAUUGGGGGGCUGUUGCUGCUCUUGCUGAUUUUUGUGGCACUCUACAAGCUUGGCUUCUUCAAACGGAACCUGAAGGAGAAGAUGGAGGCUGUAGAAGCUUCAAAUGAAAUCCCUAAACAAGACUCUGAGCAGCCAGUGCCCAAGGAGGAGGCUGGGGAUCCAGGCUGCCUGGAGCCCCUCCAGGAUGGGGAGGCCCAGGAUGAAGCUGUCAAAGACUGAGGCCCAGGCCCACGGCAGAGGACCCAGGAUGUAUGGUGCCAUUCUGCCUCUACCUAUGUCUCACUGUGCGUCUUCGGGCAAGUCUCUGCCCCCCCACCUAGGCCUCAGUUUCGCUAUCUUGAACAUGGAGCUCACUCCUGCCUGCCUGCUCUGUGGGCUCAUGGUGAGGAUCUAUGAGGGAUGGUCCAGGAAGGGUAUGUACGUGAGGGCUUGUAAUUAUCAGCUGGUUCUGGCUUCCCCUGGUCCUUCUUAGUAUCCUCCCAUGGAAGAGAACAUCUGAUCUAAAUUUGGAAAAACUGUCAUCUCAGGACCUAGUGACACUUGCAGCCCUCACACCCAUCUGCCCUUGGAUGUCCCCAGAUGCCUCAGACUCUCAGAACCUUGCCCUUCACUCUCUCCUGCCUGGAGUCCAGUCAGCUUUCCAUCUGCUGCCAGAGAGCAAAUCUGAUCUGUGUCACGACAUUGCUGCUGCAGACCCCUUGCUCUGUGGCUAAAGACCAAGUUCCUUAAUACGACUUCCAAAAUCUGCAAAAUAUCCUUAACAUGCCAGUGCAGUACUGGGUCCCCAUGGCCUUCCUGGCCUCCUCCAGAGACUCCCAGCCUCCCUUUCGAAGCUCCAGUUACACCAACCUUUCUCACUAGCCAAGCCCCCUUCUGUCCUACUGCCUUCAUCCAGACUGCUCCCUCUGCCUGGAACAUUCCUCCCCAGCCCUUUCCCUGGCUGGCUCUCACUCAGACUUCAGAUCUCAGUUCACUUGGAACUUCCUCAGGGCUGCCCUCAACCCCGCCCCAAGCGGGUUUUCAUAGCACACAUGCCUACACUAGCCUGCACUUCCCCUCACAGUACAGAUCAUGGUUGUUACUCAAUAUUCAUCUCUCAAAUCCAACCAUAGUUCCACGGGGGUAGGGACCAUACCUGCUAUGUUCACCUUGGUGAUAUCACAGAGCCAGACACAGUGGGUGCUUGAUACAAUUUCUUUUUUUUUUAAGAUUUUAUUUAUUUAUUCAUGAGAGACACGGAGAGAGAGGCAGAGACACAGGCAGAGGGAGAAGCAGGCUCCAUGCAGGGAACCCGAUGCCGGACUUGAUCCCGGGACUCCAGGAUCACACCCUGGGCCGAAGGCUGGCGCUAAACCACUGAGCCACCCAGGGAUCCCACUUGAUUCAAUUUCACUGAACUAGUGAGGGUGCCUAUGGGAAGUUCCAGAAAACGUUUGGAUGGGCCCAUGGCAUCUCCACCCUUCAAGGCUCUGUCUUCCCCCAGGCUCCUGCCUCCUUCCUUUGUAGCCCCUACUGGGACUCCCCAAAUCCCAUCAUGGCCCCAGGCUGGGAGGCAGUGAGCUCAAGAUGUGGGACACGUCUGUCUACUCCCCUCCCUUCACUACCCCCCCACCUCCUGCCCCGGCUCCCAGUGCUAAGCAGAGCACCUGACUAUGUCUACUGAUAAAUAUGAAGUUUGUAAGCUGGUGCCACAUCUCGGCCUGGCUCAAUUAAACAUUUCCUUCUCACCCUUUCUCUAAGUGGGACCCAGUCAGCUGUAUUUUCUUUUCAUUUCUUUCCCUUUCUUUCCUUUCCUUUUCUUUUCUUUUUUCUUUCUUUUCUUUUUUCUUUUCUUUUCUUUUUUAUGACAACCAUUUAGAGACUAACCUGCAUGAGGCAUUGACAAUUCAUUCAGGCGUGAGAAUAGACCCUUCUCGGGCUUUUUUUUUUUUUUUUUUUAAGCAGCAAUUGGUGAGGCUUGAUCCUGAGGCCCCCCCCCCCCCCACCUUUAGGAGGACAGAGCAGGCUUGUUGCUGCUGCCCUCUUGUGGUCAGUAGGACCCCAGAGCUGGGCACAGCUCUCUCCUCUCUCCUCCUUCCCUCCCCCACUCCUUCAACCCUCUCCCCAGGGAAUAUGGAGUCACUCUCAGGACAGCUCUGGGCUCAGCACUGAGAGCUGAGAAAUAGCUUUUGACCUCCCAAGGCUCCCUUCUGCCUACAGGGAGUAAGAGAAUGUUCUCAAGCCUGGCACUCAAGGCCCAGAACAGUAUUUUAAAACCUGCCAACCUCUUCAACCUCAUCAACCCCCUGCUGGCCUGAGCCACCCAGGGGCACCUGGUGUUAGGGCCUGUUCUGUGCCCUGAGGGCAGGAUGAUGAACAAGACAGACAAGUCCUUGCCCUCAGGAAGCACCACCCCAAUGAGAAAACAGAGUGAAAAGGUAGACCUGUGAUUCUAGGCGGUGAGGGGAUUGUGAAGAAGAUAAAACAGGAUAACGAGUUAGUGAGGGUCCUCCUACAUGAGUGAUGCUCUGUGACACACACACAGAGUGAAUGUUUUCAUCAGGGUUGGAAGCAAAACACAGAAAAUCUGGGAGGUUCAUUUCAGAACAGUCCUGCCCUCAUCAUGCCCAGAAAUCUAUAUCCCGACUCCCUUAACAGCACCCAUCCUCAAACACCUGCCUCUCUGUCUUUGCACAUGCUGUUCCUCUUGCCAGCCCAUCUAGUUCUACCUUGUUCUAUCCUUUAAAAUCUUCCAACUUGGGCAGCCCGGGUGGCUCAGCGGUUUAGCACCGCUUUCGGCCCAGGUUGUGAUCCUGGAGACCCGGGAGGGAUCGAGUCCCACGUCUCGGGUUCCCUGCAGGGAGCCUGCUUCUCCCUCUGCCUGUGUCUCUGCCUCCCUCUCUCUCUCUCUCUCUCUCUCUCUCUCUCUCUCUCUCUCUGUGUGUGUGUGUGUGUGUGUCUCACGAAUAAAUAAAAAAAAUCUUCCUACUGCAGGGGCACCUGGGUGGCUCAGUCAGCUAAGCAUCUGCCUUCACCUCAGGUCAUGAUCCAGAGUCUUGGGAUGAUGGGGAUGGAGCCCCAGGUCCCAGCGGGGAGCCUGCUUCUCCCUCUCCCUCUGCCCCUCCCCCUGCUUGUGGGCUCGCUCUCUGCAUUAAAUAAAUAAAUAAAAUCUUAAAAAAAAGAAAAAUUUAAAACAUACCAACACCCAAGGCCACAUUCCCUACAAGUGGUCAGAAUGAUGACAUGUUAUCACAGGCCAUGUAGCCUCUGGAAGACACCAUACCCAUGGCACAAAGUGAAAAAGUAAGUAACAGUAUCCUUGGGAGAAUAGUCAAACCUAAUCAGUCGUAGGUUUGAGUUCAGGCUCUCUUGCCCCAUAGCUGUGCCAUGUAGGGCCAUUACUAUCUUCUCUGGGAUUCAUUUAUUCGUCUGUAAAAUGGGAAUACUAACUGUAUAUCCCUCAGAGCUGUUGUGAGGAAAACACUUGCAAACUGUCUAGAAAUGUUGCCAGCACAUCUGUGCUUAAUAAAGGUGGUGGAUAGAAAUGGCUUAGUUGUGGGGUGCCUGACUGGCUCAGUCAGUGAAGCAUGCGAUUCUUGAUCUCAGGGUCAUGAGUUCAGUACCCACACUGGGCAUAGAGAUUACUUUUUAAAAGAUGGUUUAGUUGUGCAGGAUGGUGUGGUAAAAAUAGCAUGCUGGACUGAAAGUCAGGAAACCUGGCACUGGCAUCCUAGUUCUUCACUGCGACCUUGAGAAAGAUGUGUGCCCUUCCUGGGCUUUGAUCUGCCCCACCUGGGAUCUACAGGUACCACAGGAGCUGCCAUACAGAAGAAAAGGGUGGGAGCUGAGCCCCACCACUGUCACUUGAUCUGCUUUUAUAUACUAUGAUUCAUAAGCAGCAUACAGGCUACUUUAUCAAUUAAGUACUACAUGCACUGUGCUUUCAAUGGCCUACAAACAUGUUUGGGAGCUGGAGGGAAAAAUCAACUCCAAAGAAUGAAAAUCAAAUUGUAUAAUUGAAAUAAAUGUUAAACUGGGACGCCUGGGGCAGCCCCGGUGGCCCAGCGGUUUAGCGCCGCCUGCAGCCCAGGGCGUGAUGCUGGAAACCCAGGAUCAAGUCCCACAUCAGGCUCUCUGUAUGGUGCCUGCUUCUCCCUCUGCCUGUGUCUCUGCCUCUCUCUCUCUGUGCGUGUGUCUCUAUGAAUAAAUAAAUAAAUAAAAUCUUAAAAAAAAAACCUGGGAUGCCUGGUUGGCUCAGUGGUUGAGCGUCUGCCUUCAGCUCAGGGCAUGAUCCUGGGGUCUCAGGAUCGAGUCCCGCAUCGGGCUCCCUGCACAGAGCCUGCUUUUCCCUUGGCCUCUGUCUCUCCCUCCCUCUGUGUGUGUGUCUCUCAUGAAUAAAUACAUAAAAUCUUUUUUAAAAAAGAAAGAAAUGUUAAACCAACAGAUAUGUCAGGUAGUCAAAUGCAGUCCUAUUUAACAUAAGUACUCACAUAUAUGAACUACGUAAAUGCGGGAGGUGGAGUAUUUUAAUAUUUGAAAUUAUGUGUGAUUGGGUGUCUGUACAAAAAUGUGCAAAAAGUUUACAAAGGUCUUUAAAUACUUUAAAAUACUUGAAAAAUAAUGAUCUACUUCCAAAAAUAAUUAAAACUUUAGGGGAUCCC